AUGGCAAAGAAGAAGAAGAAUAAGCCUCUGAUUCGCCCAUGGUGCUGGUACUGCGAACGUGAAUUCGAGGAUGAAAAAGUCCUCAUGCAGCACCAGAAAGCGAAGCAUUUCAAGUGUGGGAUGUGUCCGAGGCGGUUGAACACCGCUGGAGGACUGGCUGUGCAUAUUCAGCAAGUUCAUAAACUCGAACCCGAAAACCUCCCAAGAAUUGAAAACGCCCUCCCAGGCCGCGACGGCUACGAAGUCGAAAUCUUCGGGAUGGAAGGCAUCCCCGCCCCCGACGUCGCAGACUACAAGCGGCGCAAAGAAAUCGAACUGGGGCUCACCGCAGGGUCCAUCUCCCAGCCCCAACCUAAGCGCGCCAAGAUCGAGAACCGUCCGCUGUCGGAGGAGGAGCUGCGCGCGCAGCUGGAGGCGCAUAAAGCGUUGAUGGGGAAUGCGAGCACGAGUACGGAUGCGGCGGGCGCGGCGGCGGCGGGUGUGCCCGGCCAGGCGGUGUAUGGCGCCCCGGCGCAGGCGUAUAGUGUUCCCCCGCCUGGGGUGACGCCUCCGGUGGGUAUGGGUGUCACCCCACCGCCGGGAGUCCCGCCUCCUGGCUUUGCGCCCCCAGGGUUCGCACCGCCGUUCCCCCCUCCGUUCCCGGGUGCUGUCCCUCCAGGGAUGCCGCCCCCAGGAUUCCAACCGCCCUUCCCUCCACCUGUACCAGGCCAAGCACCCCCCUUCCCGCCCCCACCCGGUGUGGUCCCUCCCCCCGGCGUAUCACCUCCACCAGGCGUCCGACCUCCCUUCCCUCCCGGUGUCCCGCCGUUCAUGCCUCCACCAGGUAUGCCCGGUGCACCGCCCUUCCUCCCACCAGGCGUCCCUCCGCCGCCUGGUAUGCCUCUUCCACCGGGUAUGACGCCGCCCCCGCCUAAUUUCGUGCGAGCUGGGUCGGUAGGACAGGGACCUGGGCAGGCGAAACCGACGCCUCCUCCCUUGACGCUACCUAAUCCUGCCCUCAAGCAGACCAACCCCGAGUUUAAGAAGCCGACUGUGUUGAAGUGGAAUGAUGCUAAUUUCUCUCCUGAGGAAAGGAGGGCGAAUGAUCCCAAGUACUAUUUUGAUAAGAAUUCGUUGAAGGCAUCGACGACGCCGGCUUCGAAUGGGAAUAAGGAGAAUCAGGCGCAGGGUCAGGUCCAACCGCAGUCGCAAACGCAGGGUGGAGGAAGUCAGGGGACGACUCCUCAACUGGAUGGAGUGGGUGUUGCGGGUGAGGAGGCGAGAGGGAAGAAAAGGGCUAGGGCGGAAGAUUUCUUGUAGGUUAUAGGUGCUGGACUGACCGAGUGAGUGUGUCUCCGGUGUA
This is a messenger RNA of Coprinopsis cinerea okayama7#130, 1342 nucleotides long. Its product is annotated as zinc finger protein 207. Gene Ontology annotation, cellular component: nucleus. The record is from RefSeq and is a predicted model, not a curated record. Bases 1 to 1299 code for a protein of 432 amino acids. The transcript is spliced from 6 exons. NCBI's taxonomy places the organism in Eukaryota, Fungi, Basidiomycota, Agaricomycetes, Agaricales, Psathyrellaceae.